AUGGACAACGCUCAAUUCAUACAAAAAGCCAUACGCAAUAUAGAUAACGCAGACCACAUUAAACAACUCCUCGAGACUCACCCGGAAGCUCAACAAGACAUCAAUGAAAGAGACGAACAUGGCGAUACGCUGCUUCAUUUUGCAUCUCGAGUUCACAACAUGGAUGUCAUGGCGGCAUUGCUUGAAUUUGGUGCUGAUCCAGAAGCUGUCAAUGAACAUGGCCGAAGACCGAUUCAUGAAGUGAUUGACUCAUUUGCCUGUGUGCAGUUUCUGGUAGAGAAAUACCAUGUGGAUGUGAAUGCGAUGAAACGAGGUGACUGGACACCAGUGAUGAUUGCUGCUCUGAAAGGAAACCUAGCGAUUGUCAAAUUUUUGACAGAAGCAGGCGCAUUACUGAACCGACAUACAAAGGACGGCAGAACUGCACUCUAUUUAGCAGUACAAGAAGGUCACAUAGAGCUGUCAAAAUACCUGACAGAUCAAUAUCCAGCAGCAAUAACACAGGCCACAAAUUCAGGCCGCUUCCCCACACAAGCAGCCGCUGCAUUACACAACGAUCAUGAUGCCGCUAUGGAAAUCAGCUAUUAUUUACUAUCACACGCCAUCAUACCAUUACCCAAACUACUUGGGCACCGUGACAACUCGGGCCGAAAUAUGCUCUUGGAUUCAGCAGUGUCACAAAACUUGCCAUUGUUGAAAUUUUUAUUGGAUCAAGGAGCAGAUGCGAAUGAUGCAGACUCACUGGGUCGAAACAUGAUCCAUCAUGCUGCUAUGAUGGGCCAUUUAAAUGUCCUGGAAAUGCUCAACACGCUUAAGGGAUUAAAUUGGAAUGCACCAGAUGCGUGGGACAAUUGGACUCCAUUAAUGCAUGCAGCUAGACAAGGUCAUUUUGAUAUUGUCAAAUAUCUGAUGGAAACGAUCCAGGUCGAUCCCAGCAGCAAGGAUAAGCAGGGAAGAACAGCACAGACAUUAGCUUCUUUGUGGCAUCAUGAUGCUAUUGCUGCCUACUUGUCUUUUGCAUCGAGAUGA
Molecule: messenger RNA, 1029 nt
Organism: Mucor velutinosus
Lineage: Eukaryota; Fungi; Mucoromycota; Mucoromycetes; Mucorales; Mucoraceae
Exons: 4
Coding region: 1-1029 (342 amino acids)
Molecular function (GO): protein binding
Source: RefSeq, a predicted model, not a curated record